AUCGGUAAACAAGCACCUCCUGAAGUGCCAGGUUCUCCAUAUGCCAUUAGAUUCCUUUCAAGCGUUACUGAGUCAUCUGGGAUGAAACCUAUGUUGAAUGUAUCUAACUUAUUCAUGCGGUGAUAAUUCACUGGGCUGUUCCUGUGGUGAUUGCCCUUCAGCUACAGUUUGUUCUAACACAGUUUCUCCGGUUUCCCGAAAAGGAGGUUCAUGUUCAGUAUAAAGGGUAAAUGUAUCGACCUUGCUGUUGCUGUUCUAUAUAUUGUACUGGUUUAUGUGUUCUUUGGGUGGGGUUUGUUUCAUCGAACUAGAAAAACCAAACCGGCUUCUAGGACAGAACCGUGGUGGAAUGUCAUGGACGAUGGCGAAGUUCAUUCUAACAGGGAGAAGAAUGAGAACCCUCCGAUGCAGGUAUUUGAAGAUGUUUGUCACAUUGGAGAUGAUGUCCAACUUUCAAUUGUGCAAGGAUACAUGUCAAAAAAUUUCAGGAGAUAUGGAACAUGGUUAACUUAUGAGGAUCAUCAGUUCUUAAUCUUGUGAUGUUGGUUUAUAACCCAUUCUUUUUUGAGAUUAUACUCUCCCGUGUGUACCCCGAUGUGGGUUCUCUUGUGGACAUUUAGCAUUUAAACCCUUGUAUGCGUGCAAUGGUUUUUUAUGUCAUUAGAUAAAUAAGUUUACAUUUUGAUUUGUUUUGCCUUAGAAGCCUUCUAUGUUAUCAUUGGACUUCUACCAUUCUGUUCAACUUAAGAUGUAUGAUGUUGCAGCUGUGGGUUGGGCCUGGGAGUAAAGCAGCCGAAGAGAAGCAAUUUUUUGAUAGUCACCUAGCCCCUUUCUACAGAAUUGAGCAGCUAAUAUUAGGCGACAACUCAUGGUAACUCGCCUAGUAUUGUGACAGAGGACAAUAUUAAGCUACUUUUUGAGAUACAGAACAAGGUUGAUGGAAUUAAAGCAAAUUAUUCUGGUUCGGCGAUAUGUCUUGCUGAUAUUUGCAUGAACCCAAUGGACAAAGAUUGCGCCAUUCAAAGUGUCCUACAGCACUAUUCAUCUGCUGACACAUGUAUGAGUGCGUUUAAAGGUCCUCUUGAUCCUAGCACAGCAUUAGGAAGCUUCUCUGGGAAAAACUACUCCGAGGCAUCAGCAUUUCUUGAAACUUAUCCCGUAAACAAUGCUCUUAGUAAUGACGGGAAUGAAAUUGAAAGAGCAGUGGCAUGGGAGAAGGCCUUUAUUGAGCUUGCAAAGGAUGAAUUGUUGCAAAUGGAGCAAUCUAGAAACUUAACACUUUCUUUUUCAUCGGAAAGUUCUGUUGAAGAAGAACUUCAAAGAGAAAGUACAGCAGAUGCUAUUACAAUAUUGGUAAGUAUUUUCUCUCUUUCGUUUUAG
Malus domestica (apple) is the source of this 1380-nucleotide messenger RNA. NCBI's taxonomy places the organism in Eukaryota, Viridiplantae, Streptophyta, Magnoliopsida, Rosales, Rosaceae. The record is from RefSeq and is a predicted model, not a curated record.